Molecule: messenger RNA, 1018 nt
Organism: Dendrobium catenatum
Lineage: Eukaryota; Viridiplantae; Streptophyta; Magnoliopsida; Asparagales; Orchidaceae
Product: chlorophyll a-b binding protein of LHCII type 1-like
Exons: 1
Coding region: 53-886 (277 amino acids)
Biological process (GO): photosynthesis, light harvesting in photosystem I; response to light stimulus
Cellular component (GO): chloroplast envelope; chloroplast thylakoid membrane; plastoglobule
Source: RefSeq, a predicted model, not a curated record
GCUUCAUCUCUCCCUCCAAGCCUAAAUCAAUCAGCAACAGCUAGCUCCCACAAUGGCAGCCACCGCAGCCACAAUGGCGCUCUCAUCCCCUUCCCUCGCCGGCAAGGCCGUCAAAGCCUCCCCAUCCGCCGCUCCCAUUUUCGGCGAGGGCCGCAUCACCAUGCAGGAUAAGACGACAUCGAGCAGGCCCCGCACUACAGCUGGGAAGCUCCGCCCCUCAUCUAGCAGCCCGUGGUACGGCCCAGACCGCGUCAAGUACUUGGGCCCAUUCUCUGGCGAGCCACCUUCCUACCUAACCGGCGAGUUCCCCGGCGAUUACGGCUGGGACACUGCCGGCUUGUCGGCUGACCCGGAGACCUUCGCUAAGAACCGGGAGCUGGAGGUAAUCCACUCACGGUGGGCCAUGCUGGGCGCACUGGGCUGCGUGUUCCCGGAGCUCUUGGCUCGCAACGGCGUCAAGUUCGGCGAGGCGGUGUGGUUCAAGGCCGGGUCCCAGAUCUUCAGCGAGGGUGGGCUCGAUUAUUUGGGCAACCCGAACUUGAUCCACGCUCAGAGCAUCCUGGCUAUAUGGGCUGUUCAGGUUGUCCUCAUGGGCGCUGUUGAGGGGUAUCGCAUUGCGGGCGGGCCUCUGGGCGAGAUAACUGACCCGCUAUACCCUGGCAAUAGCUUUGACCCGCUGGGUUUGGCUGAUGAUCCAGAAGCCUUUGCUGAGCUGAAGGUGAAGGAGCUUAAGAACGGAAGGCUGGCAAUGUUCUCUAUGUUUGGUUUUUUCGUGCAGGCCAUUGUCACCGGCAAGGGACCUCUGGAAAACCUGGCAGACCACCUCGCUGACCCGGUGAACAAUAAUGCUUGGGCCUAUGCCACCAACUUCGUUCCUGGAAAGUGAGGAUUUUUAUUUCAGAUUUGAUUGGUUCUCGUCAAUGUAAACCUGAUGGUCUGAUUUAUGUCGUCAAUGUUGAUCAUUAUCAUCAAUCUAUCUUGUGCAUUAAUGAACUGGUUCUUUUUGUUUGUUAUGUUA